This is a messenger RNA of Nomascus leucogenys (northern white-cheeked gibbon), 3404 nucleotides long. It is a transcript of the gene KHDRBS3, whose product is annotated as KH RNA binding domain containing, signal transduction associated 3. The transcript has 11 exons. Gene Ontology annotation, cellular component: nucleus. The coding region runs from base 1129 to 2010 and encodes 293 amino acids. Gene Ontology annotation, biological process: regulation of alternative mRNA splicing, via spliceosome. NCBI's taxonomy places the organism in Eukaryota, Metazoa, Chordata, Mammalia, Primates, Hylobatidae. Gene Ontology annotation, molecular function: mRNA binding. The record is from RefSeq and is a predicted model, not a curated record.
GGCUUUUUUAUGUGCAGUUUGUUUUUCCUCUAGCCUGUGCUGAAUUGAAAGAUAAAUUAUAUAGCAUCCGUUUUCAUACUUCAUUCUUCACAUUUCUGCCCUAAGUCCUCUGACCUUUUUCAGAAUGGGUUGGAUUGCCUAUUUUCUGGUGUCACACAACACCUGGUGCUCUUACGGUGUGAUCCUCAUCACACUGCUUUGUUUGGAUCUCUUUGUCUUUCCUGGUAAAGAGUGAGGUCCUCGGAAGACAGGGCCUGGUCUUUCCUCUGUAUCUUCAGCACCUAGCAUACGUCUCAGCACAGGGCCCUUGGGAACUCCUGUCUUCAUUUCAUGUUACGUGUUAAUUAUCAUUAAGGGUAGCAGAAUCAGAAAGUAUAUUUGGAAUUUAGCAGUCAGUAAAGAGCUUUGCUUCUUACGGCUUUAGAGGACCUGAAUUGGAGGUGGGGAUGAAGUCAACAGUUCUGCCCGUAUCAAUGAAAGAAGGUUCUAAGUGAAAUGCAGGGUUGAACAAGCAGAAAAACAUCCCAGUGCUCUUUAAAUGUGGUUGCACAGUAGGGAUCCUUCUCUAGGAGAUAAUGAGAAGAUGUUGUCAGAUCUGCUUUGAAUCAGAUGUUUAUUUACUUUUAUUCUUUCUUAAGGAAUUUAUGAAAUCACUGCACUCUCAUCAAUUUGCUCUCCUUCUCUAAACUCGUAAUGAUAUUUCUCAUGACAGAUUAAAAACAGAAUUUUGGAAGCCUUAGUCACAUGCCAAAUAAGGUUUCUUACCUGAGAGAGUUAUCCACAGUUUCAGAUGCCAAAGGGAAACUCAGAAAGCCAGAAGAGCGAUUGAAACCGCAAAUUGAAUGCCAACAGCAACUUUGAUAUCAGAAGCCCCAUUUGCCUGUUGUCACCAGUCCCACUGAGUGAAGAUAGAAUGACUUAUAUCUUCUACCAAAACAAUAGAAGGAGAGUGUUCCUUGGCGUUGGGGAUGAUGAUUAUAAAAGCCACCAAUUUAAAGGCUCUUCUGUGCCAGCCGCUUUUUGUGCAUUCUCUCGCAUCCCCACAAGAUCUUGCAAGAAAUAGAAAAGUUUCAAAAAGGAGAAGGCAAGGAUGAAGAAAAGUACAUCGAUGUGGUGAUUAAUAAGAACAUGAAACUGGGACAGAAAGUGUUAAUUCCUGUAAAACAGUUCCCUAAGUUCAACUUUGUGGGGAAACUUUUGGGUCCACGUGGGAAUUCUCUGAAGCGUUUACAAGAAGAAACCUUGACAAAAAUGUCCAUCCUUGGGAAAGGUUCCAUGAGAGACAAGGCCAAGGAAGAAGAGUUGAGGAAAAGUGGAGAAGCGAAGUACUUGCAUCUCAAUGAUGAUCUCCAUGUUCUCAUUGAAGUGUUUGCCCCACCUGCAGAAGCUUAUGCCAGAAUGGGACAUGCUUUGGAAGAAAUCAAAAAGUUCCUCAUCCCUGAUUAUAAUGAUGAGAUCAGGCAAGCACAGCUCCAGGAAUUAACAUAUUUGAAUGGUGGUUCAGAAAAUGCAGAUGUUCCAGUGGUUCGAGGGAAACCCACCUUGCGUACAAGAGGUGUACCAGCCCCCGCAAUAACCAGGGGAAGGGGAGGAGUUACAGCCCGGCCAGUUGGAGUUGUAGUACCACGAGGGACGCCAACUCCCAGAGGAGUCCUGUCCACCCGAGGGCCAGUGAGUCGAGGAAGAGGACUUCUCACUCCCAGAGCAAGAGGAGUCCCCCCAACUGGGUACAGACCUCCACCGCCACCCCCAGCACAAGAGACUUACGGAGAAUAUGACUAUGAUGAUGGAUAUGGCACUGCUUAUGAUGAACAGAGUUAUGAUUCCUAUGAUAACAGCUAUAGCACCCCAGCCCAAAGUGGUGCUGAUUACUAUGACUACGGACAUGGACUCAGUGAGGAGACUUAUGAUUCCUACGGGCAAGAAGAGUGGACUAACUCAAGACACAAGGCACCUUCAGCGAGGACAGCAAAGGGCGUCUACAGAGACCAGCCAUAUGGCAGAUACUGAUUGUACUGUCUGAUGUUGUGAAAUAGCCAAUCUCCACCAGUCCUGUAUACUGUUCAAAGUAAUUUUUUUCUAUGAACAAUCCCUUUUUAAAUAAAUCAAAAUGCUUAAAAUCUGAAUGGAUGGAACUUAAAACUACUUUGUUGAAACAUCAACCUGGGCAGAAAAAAAAAAAAAAGACAUGUAAAAUUUUGUUAUUUCCAGUCUGUAUAUGAAAAAAUAGGUCAUCAAAAGAAAAAAAAUAACUUUGAUUAACUAGUGUUAAACAAAAAAUAGGUUUACUAAAUAUGUUAAUCUAUUCUUUUAACAUAAGCCUCACCUUUCAUUUUAAAGGUUUCCAUAGAAUUUAGUUAUUUUAUCUUUCAGCCAUAUGCUAGUUUUUUUUCUCUUGCCAACAUGCGUAAAAAGGGAAGCCAAUUACAAGUGCAAAUAAUGUGGUAUUCUUUUGUAACUCAAGUCUUGAAAUGUUCUGUAGUGUUAAGCAAAGUCUCCUCUUGCUUGAUACUAAAUAAACUUUUGAAAGAAAUUUUGUGUGUGUGAGCUAACAAUUUCAUGGGUUUUUUUUUUUUUAAUUUAAAAAGGCCUUCAUAAAUAGUUGUAAACAGGGAAAGAAUUCAUUUAACAAUGCUUGUCAUAAAAGGGUCACACUAAACAUUGUACAACUUAUUUUAAAAAUGGUAUAAAAUUAAAUGUACCAUUAUAUACUCACCAUAGAUUUAAAUGCUGUUUAAAGAGUCCAAAUGGUAUCGAGCUGCUUGAGUGGCACGUUAAACUACGCAAAACCAAAUCUUGUUUAAAAACUGGUUUUAAAAUAACUACUGGAUUUUCUGAAAAAGAUGUGAUCAGUUUUCAUCUUGUUGAGCGUUUUUUCACUAGUGCAACUUUGGAUUUUUUAUGAGAAUUUUGGUACCUUAAUGAACACCUCGCUCCAUGCUGGAAGCACUAAGCACAAAGCUUUUAAAGACUUUCUGGCUUGACUAAUUGAGGUCGCACUCGCCAAGGCUGAGGAUGUGUAACCCUUAAACGGUCUUCAUUUUCAAAGGAAAUGUCAGCCAUCUUGGAAUGUCACAGGAACUGGUUGAACACCUGAAGCAAACAAAGGAACUUUCCUUCUAUUUAUGGACUGCUUAAGAAUAGUCAACUCACCAACGUGCCUAGUCAGUAAAUGAAUCCACUUGGGAACUUGAAAAACAUCUUAAUUAAUUUUUUGUUUGCAUAAUUUUGUGUUCUGUGACAUGUUUUUAUUAUAUGGUAUGCUUUUAAUUUGGAGAACCUACUUUUUUAAAAAACGGAAAGAAAAUCUAUCUUAUUUUGUUGUCUCCCAAUAACAAAAAGAGAAUGAUUUGUAUAGUAGUUAAUAAAGGCUGCCUAUUGAAAUCUCUUCUACUUUAAACCUA